AUGGAAGGGCCUCUAGAAGAGGAUCCGGGGGAAUCCUUGAGACCUGAAAGCACAGCCAAGUCCCCAAAUGACAGCCACACAGGUGACCAGGAAGACAACUGGGAGAACCAGAACGAAGAGGAGGCAGAUGACCAGACUACCCAAAGAUUAUCUCACCAGGCUAAACCCAGAAUAUUUGGCCAAACUGGCUACAAAGGAACUGAACACCUUGGGCGCAGAACAUCUGAUCAGGCUGACCUCGGAGCAUCCAACUAUGCUAACGUUGAUGCUCAUGGAGUGCCUGAGCAGGUUGACCGAAGAAUGUCUGAAGGGACAGACAGCAAGGCAUCUGGCCGAGCUGAUCAUGUAGAGACUGAACAGACUGACAGCCAGAUGUCUGUUCCAGGUGAGCAAGGAACUUCUGAACAGAUGGAACCAAGAUUGUCCAGACAGACUGAAAGCAAAAGAGCCUCUGAACAGAGUGACCACAGAAUGUCUGGCUGGGCCAACCAAAGCACCUCUGAACAGAUUUACAGCAGAUUGUCUGGCCUAGUUCAAGGAAAAAUUCCUGCACAGAUUGACCAUACAAUGCCUGCCCCGGUUGACCACAGAGCAUCUAUAAAGACUCACCACACAACGUUUGCCCAAGCUGUUCAGCUAGCAGAACAACAGGCUGCUGACCAAGCUGACAGCAGUGUUGAUAACCUGACGGUUGACAGGGCUGACAACAGUGAAUCUGACCAGGUUGACCACUUUAUGAACGAAGGCGACAAUGACACAGAAGCCAACCUAUUUGACUAUGGAGCACAUGGCCAGUCUGACGACGAAAUAUUUACUCUAUUUGGCCCCAGCAAGGAGAGCGAAGAGGCUGACUUCAGAAUAGAACCCUGUACAUUUGAGGCUAGCCAAACAGACCUCAGCAAUUCCAAAAUUUCAACUGAAACUGACACUGAAAAUGUAACUGAUACGCAAGUGUUCGACUCACUUGAUGGCAGAUUCAUCAAUAAUUUCCAAGCAAAAGACCAAGCCCUUUCCCAAAGACUUCCCUCCAUCUCAUCCAAACCGGAUUAUGUCAGCAGACAGGAAACAACUCAAGCCAUAGAAACCAAGCGUGAUGAUGCUUCAGAAUACCAGAAAGGAAAGAGUUCUCUUGUACACAGUCAAACUUACAGGAGGUGGUUCCCUCCUACAGUCUAUGAAGAUCCUUAUCAAAUUUCACUGCAAUACGUGGAGAAGCACCACAUUCUGCAAAUAUUCCAGCAGAUCACUGAAAACUUAGUCUAUGAGAAACCAGAGGACCCCCUGAGAUUUAUGCUGAGCCAGGGAAGGCCUCCGCUCGCCAUUAGCCAGGAGGCCCUGCCCAGAAUCCAGAACAAAGGGAAGCUCCCGGCGGGCGGAUUCCCUGGCACGGCACCAGACCCCAAGCUGCUGCUGGGCCCACGGUCUCCGGCGCACAGAUAUAUUUUUGUGUAUGGAGGUGUGGACAAGUAUGGCUCGAGAUAUCAGUGUAUCAAUGCUUGA
This is a messenger RNA of Equus quagga, 1500 nucleotides long. RefSeq names its product testis expressed 55 (gene TEX55). Bases 1 to 1500 code for a protein of 499 amino acids. Gene Ontology annotation, cellular component: nucleus. The transcript is spliced from 5 exons. The record is from RefSeq and is a predicted model, not a curated record. Lineage: Eukaryota; Metazoa; Chordata; Mammalia; Perissodactyla; Equidae.